AUGGGCAAAGGUCGAGAGGACGUGCCUUAUACAUUAGGUAAUAACCUCGCCAGCUUCUCCUGCCACCACCACACCACACACAUCAUCACCGCUUUCACCAUCACAACCAUCACCAUCACCAUCAUGUCCUGGCGCAGUGCUCCACGCGUCGACUUUGACCAUCAACCAGAAUAUCAAUGGCCAGCUUGGCUCGCUGACCAUAGCUUGGAAGAUCUCUUUGGCGAAUUGCACGACAAGUUCAGCACCAUCCCCAUCUUCAUCCAAGAUCCCAUCGCCUUUCACACCGAUGUCGCCCAGCUUGCUGGCGAGGCCUCGAGCCGCGACGACUUCCUCGCCGCUCUUGAAGAGCGCAAAAAUCAACGACUGGAAGAACUGAGAUAA
Molecule: messenger RNA, 381 nt
Organism: Ustilaginoidea virens
Lineage: Eukaryota; Fungi; Ascomycota; Sordariomycetes; Hypocreales; Clavicipitaceae
Exons: 2
Coding region: 1-381 (126 amino acids)
Source: RefSeq, a predicted model, not a curated record